AUGUCGCAAGGUGAUUUUACGGCCAGCAGUGCGAACCACACUCACCAUAAUUUCAAUCAUACAACACCUAGAGGCAGUGGCACUCAACAAUUAUCAUCGGUUGAAACGAAUAACAACAACAGCGAGAGUAGUAGAUCGAUGGUUGUUUCAUCAUCGUCAUCGGGAAUUUCAUCAGCAUGGAGCAAGCCUGCAUCAUCAUCGUGCACGAACGCUCCCACAAAGAAGAGUUCUACAACACAAGCUUGGCGAAAUGAUGCAGUAUCUCCUUCUGUCAACACAUCACCACAAGAGCUUAAGAUCAAUUUGAGAGACACUAAAAGCAAAGGAAAUACCUAUUCUCAGAAAAACCUUCAUUCUUUCAGAGUUGUGAAUGUUUCUUCCUCUAGUAAUGUUAAAAGUCCUAAACCUGGAUCCUCCACUUUUACAAGAAAACCUUCCUCCGAGAUCCAAUCGUCUUCUUCACAAGACGAAACCCCAAAAAAUUCAGCCUUGUCAUCUGUGGCAUUGACUUCGCCCAGAGGUGAUUGUUCACAAGAAAUGAAAGACGAUUUGAAAAGAUAUAUCGAAGAAUUACAUAGAGAAUGUGAAGUAAAUGGCCAAGAUUUUACGAUGGAGGUUGUCAACAUUUUGUCCUCGACAUGUAAUGAGCUUUCGGAGCUUUUACAACGACAAACAGAACAACGAUCAUCUACAAAUUUAUCUAGCAGUAAUAGUCCUUCCAUGGCAGACCUAGUUUCAGGUUCGCUUUUGAAUGAUGUCAUUCCAUCACCUUCGAAUUUUGGACAAAUCCAGUACAAUACAUCAUUUGAAGAAUUGUUCAAUAGUCCUAGCUUUGGAACCCAAGGAAGAUGCUGGGGAGAUGUCUCACCUGACAUCUCACCGCCCAGCUCUCCUGAUAUUAUGUCUGUUCGAGAAAGACUCUCGUCGCCAAGCAGAAGAAAACUCUCUCCUGAUGACAUUCGAAGACGACAAGAAGAAAAAAUGGCCAGAUCUGCAUGGAAUAGACAGACAAAACAGAUCCAACAAGAAGUCAAAUUUUUGAGAGAAGCUGAAAAGCAAAAGGAGGUGUUGAAGAAGAGAGAGAAGGAGUUAGAAGAAACAAAAAAGAGGCAAGAAGAGAAGCAUGAGAGGGCAAGAAAAAAUAAUCAAAUUCACAUUAAGAAAGUUAUGGAAGAGGCAAGAAAAGAAAGCGAAAAAGUAGAGGAAGUAAAAUUUAUAAAGACCCUUGAGGAAGAAAAGAACAAAUUUCAACUUGAUCAAAAACUGUCUGCAUCACAAGAAAGACGAGAGAGAGAACAACACAAAAUCAAAGUUAAGUGCACAAAGGAUUUGGAAAAAGAAAAAGCUGCAAAAUUAAGACGUGAACAAUUAGAGGCCGAACGACAAAAAGAAAUUUAUGAAAGCAUCAAGGCCAAAGAAAAGAAAGGAGAAUUGAUCAAGGAAAAAAAAGAAAAGGAGUCAGCAGAACGAAUUAACAAGAAAGUUGAGUAUGAAAAAAAGAUACAAAAAACAAAGAAAGAAACUGAGUUAACAACUCAUUUACUCUCUGAAAAAUUAGAAAAAAAGUUAGAAGCUGCUGAAGACAGAAAAACGAAGACUAUCGAGACAAAAAAAGCGAAAGCAUCAAUAGAUCUUAAAAAAGUUGAAGAAGCACGAAAAAGAGCUGUCUCCCCUCCUAAAACUGAAAAUUCAGUGGUCAUUUUGCCCAUCAGUGAAGAAGAUCCUUCUCAUAAUACCAAAAAAGCUAACAAGAAAUUCAAAAAAGCAAAACAAAAGUUCUUAAAGGCAUUCGAGUCCAUGGAAAAGAAAUUACUUCAAAUUAGACCAAAAACAAAACCUAAAACCACCUUAUUCAAAAAGACUGUUCAACAUAUCAAGGACCCGACCAAGUCUGAAGUUCUCAUUUCUGCGCUACUCUCCAUAUCUAGGAUUACCAGAAACGAUAGUUUAGAGACCUUGAGAGAUGAAGGUGCUUUGGACUGUGUUUGUUUACAAAUGAGCCAAUGCAAAGAUGCAGAAGAGAGAUCUGCGUAUAUUCAUGCUCUCAACACACUCUGCAAGAAUAAGGAGAACUUAAUUUAUAUCAAUACCACUAACUCGUUAAUAUGUUCAAUAUUACAAACAGCAAUCGACGUUGGUAAUCAGCCAUCAUCACUUCCUGAAUUGGAAAUGAUGAUUGUUAUCAUUACCAAGCUUUUACAAACACCAACUGCAGAGGCAGUAGAAACAGAGGUCAUGUUUAAGGACUAUUUUAUUGAUUUUAUUGUCAACACUAAACUUUUAGAUACUAUCAAAGCUCAAGUGAAAUAUGUUGAUGAAAUUUCACUUCAAGAAAGAUCGUCAUUCAUUUUAAAGAGCUUGGAGCUGGUUAGAGUGAUGACAACAUUCCCGUAUGCUAAAGUGAGACAUUUACCUGUUUAUGUACAAAAAAAGGGUACUGAAAUUGAAAAUCUAAUCGACAAGUUUAGAAAGACAAACAUUAUUGACGUAUUACCUGUUCUCAGUACCAUGAUACUUGCAAAUGGUCCACUUAGAGGAAAUAUCAAACCAGAAAUGAAUGAUUUAGCACUCAAGAUUACAUUCUUGACAUUUAGAAUUUUGAAUAAUCUAUCCUGUAUUGAUCUUGACUUUGUACAGAAAACAUUGGGAGAAACAUUUCAAACUGAAUUAUUUCAUAUUAUUGGUUAUCUUUUAGCAUACAUUGAAUCUGUAAAUUACGACCCAUCCAUUGUAGUAUAUGAUGGUUUCACAGCUCCCAAUACCAAAAUUACUGUUCCAGAUCUAUUGAACGAGAUUAUUUUGGAAAUUGGAUACUUUUGUUUAGAAUGUCCGUCCAAUCAAGACAUGCUUCAUUAUCACAACGGAAGAAACCCAACACUUCUUCAAAGACUCAUCUCACUACCUGAGAGAUAUUAUACUGAUCCUCAAAACAGACAAAUUCUCUUACCGACACUAAUCUGUGCAGUCUUUGAAAACGAUACAAAUAGAGAAAUUCUAAAACAAGAAAUGAAUGUACUCAUUCUCGUACAAUUUAUUGAGCAAGAGGUGGAGGCGCUUAAAAAAGAUACAAAUCUAAGAAACAAAUUCAAUGUUCCUCAUCCUAGAUUCCAAUUUGAGAAUAGAUUUCCUUUAAAGUCAAGAGACAAGGCAAUUUCAUACCUCGAAGGAAAAUACAACAUGUUUAACGAGGAGCCAAAUUCAGAGCCAUCACAUGACACAUCAAUAACUCAUGAAGAAGAUUUAGUAUUGGAGGAUCUGUCAGAUCAACCAAAAACUAUGGAACAGAAAGAAGAUGUAUCCAAAGUGGAAAGCGCUCUUCAAGAGUAA
Naegleria lovaniensis is the source of this 3327-nucleotide messenger RNA. RefSeq lists its product as uncharacterized. Lineage: Eukaryota; Heterolobosea; Eutetramitea; Acrasida; Naegleriidae. The transcript has 2 exons. The coding region runs from base 1 to 3327 and encodes 1108 amino acids. The record is from RefSeq and is a predicted model, not a curated record.